This is a messenger RNA of Emericellopsis cladophorae, 348 nucleotides long. RefSeq lists its product as uncharacterized. NCBI's taxonomy places the organism in Eukaryota, Fungi, Ascomycota, Sordariomycetes, Hypocreales, Bionectriaceae. The coding region runs from base 1 to 348 and encodes 115 amino acids. The transcript has 2 exons. The record is from RefSeq and is a predicted model, not a curated record.
AUGACCCUUCGGACCUACUUCCAUCAGCUCCGGCAACUGCAGCACCCAGGCUACUUUGGCAGCAUUGCCGGCGGACCGCCACUCGACGACAUGUUCUCGGUGACGCAGGGUGCUCACGAGGUCAAGAUAUCGUUUGCAACCGAGGACGAACUGACAGAAUGCAUUAUUCGGAUACGCGUCACCGAAACCGGCGAGCGGAUGGCCCACAAGACUCGGUAUCAACAACAUAUCCUGCCGACUGUCCUUCGCGGCGAUAGCUCUCCCGUCUUCACCCACAACGACUUCCAGAGAAAGAACGUCAUGGUGCACAGCCCGAUGGGACGCCAAUCAUUAUCGACUACGCAGUGA